GUGACAAGAGGCUUCUGAUGGACUUGACUCUUGAGGUGAUGUGCGAUCUGAUACAAACCCUCUUCUACAGUACAAUCCUUGAGUUUAUUUUUCCAUUCAGUCGCCCCUGUUUGAUGCUCAUCGUGCUACCCACACCCACCAAAAACCUGAAGAGUGAAGACCACACCCUAAAAUGAGACCUUUUGGGGGAAGCACCUCCACACCAUGGGCCCAAAAACACGGCCUUAGAGGAUGGAACACAAACCUCACUGCGGCACAUGUGGGGAAUAUAUGAAACUAUUUAGGACCAAAUAUGGCCGUUGGUUCUAUUGGUGUCCACUUGGCAAGUACCAUGGUAGGUGUUGUAUUUGGGUUGAUGAAUAUUACCUGGGAAAUGUUUCGCAGGACCAUCAUAGGAGUUUGUAUUUGGGCUGAUGGGGUUGAUCAAUAUGACUCGGAAGAAGUUUUGCAGGACAAUCAUAGGAGUUGUAUUUGUGCUGAAGAAGGGGUUGAUGAAUAUAAUAAACCAGAGGAGCUCCGGCAAAGAGCACAAAUUGGAUGGCAAGUGAAGGUGACGGCGACGGAUAUUAUUUGUGGCAUUGUCAUGGGGCAGUUGCUGUUUGUUAUACUGAUGUUGUUAUUAUUGUUGGUUAGUAGUUCUCAUGAAUGUUUGGAGUUCGUUUUCAUGUGACUGAUGAACUGUGCUGGCAGAAACUGUUAACA
Alnus glutinosa is the source of this 702-nucleotide messenger RNA. RefSeq lists its product as uncharacterized. The record is from RefSeq and is a predicted model, not a curated record. Lineage: Eukaryota; Viridiplantae; Streptophyta; Magnoliopsida; Fagales; Betulaceae. Bases 293 to 670 code for a protein of 125 amino acids. The transcript has 3 exons.